Anolis sagrei ordinatus is the source of this 3289-nucleotide messenger RNA. The record is from RefSeq and is a predicted model, not a curated record. NCBI's taxonomy places the organism in Eukaryota, Metazoa, Chordata, Lepidosauria, Squamata, Anolidae.
CCCUCCUCUUCUGGCCAUGUGGAACUCUUCCUGGAGGAGGAGGAGGAGUGGCUGGGAGAGCCUUGGGAGAGAGUGCCUUCCUUCCUUCCUUCCUUCCUUCCUUCCUUCCUUCCUUCCUUCCUUCCUUCCUUCCUUCCUUCCUUCCUUCCUUCCUUCCCAGAGGGGGCCAUGGCUCUCCUGCUGCCCAGGUUGGAGCCUGGCUGCAAGGAGAGGCCGCAGGAGGGAAGCCAGCCCGGUGGUGCAUCUUCAGGCCCAGCAGAGCCAAGCCAGGACCCUCCGCCUGCCUUUCCUGCUGCUGCUGCUGCUGCUGGGAAUGGAGGGCAGUGGUGGGGAGGAGGAGGAGGAAGCCUUCUGGUGGGGAAGGAGGAGGGGGGGCUGCUAAGGGGAGAGCCCCCACCACCUUCAGGGGCAGAGCGCCAGAGCUUCAGGCAGUUCACCUACCAGGAGGCCUUGGGGCCCCGAGAGGCCUGCAGCCGCCUCCACUCUCUCUGCCGCCUGUGGCUGAAGCCCCAGCGACACUCCAAGGCGGAGAUGCUGGACCUGGUCAUCCUGGAGCAGUUCCUGGCCGUCCUUCCUGCCGAGAUGGAGCGCUGGGUCAGGGAAUGUGGGGCAGAGACCAGCUCCCAGGCCGUGGCCUUAGCUGAAGGAUUCCUCCUGAGUCGGGCCCAAGAGGAGAAGGAGACACAGAUGCCGGACUUGUGUACAGAAGUGGCCUCCGCCUGGGAAAGGCCUCCCUCCACCUCCAGCCGGAUGCCGGAUUGUGCAGGACAAAGGGACCCUCCCAGCUCCAUAAGAGGUGAAUCAGAACCAACACAUACUGGCUUAAUUCUUCUUUUUGAUGUACGCAGCACACUUUCUGUGACACCAGAUCAGGUGACCUUCCAAGAGGUGGCCAUGUCCUUCAGUGAGGAGGAGUGGGCCCUGCUGAAUCCGGACCAAAAGGCCUUGCAUCAGGAGGUCAUGAAGGAAAAUCUGGAGAUGGUGUGCUCUUUAGGAGGUGAAUCAGAACCAACACAUACUGGCUUGCUUCUUUUUGAUGUACGCAGCACACCUUCUGUGACACCAGAUCAGGUGACCUUCCAAGAGGUGGCCGUGUCUUUCAGUGAGGAGGAGUGGGCCCUGCUGAAUCCGGACCAAAGGGCCUUGCAUCAGGAGGUCAUGGAGGAAAAUCUGGAGAUGGUGUCCUCUUUAACAACUCACAGAGAAGGAGAAUCAUCUCAAUACCAGGACUGUGGAGAGAAUCAGGAGCUGUGUCUCUCUCGUCAGCAAGCAACGUCCAGUAAGAGGAAACCCUUCAAGUACUUGAAGCGGGGAAAAUGUUUCCGUCAGAAGAAAAGCAUUGCUAAGAAUCAAGCAACUCACACCAGAGAGAAAAAGUUCAAAUGCUUGGAGUGUGGGAAGUCUUUUAUUCGGAAGGGACCUCUCAUUUCUCAUCAAACAAUUCACUCAGGGGAGAAACCCUUUAAAUGCUUGGAGUGUGGAAAGAGUUUCACUCAUAAGAGAAGCCUCACCCGUCAUCAAGCAAUCCAUUCUGGGAAGAAGCCAUUUAAAUGUUUGGAAUGUGGAAAGGGCUUCCUUCAGAAGAGUCACCUGACUUAUCAUCAAGCAAUUCAUACUGGGGAGAAGCCAUUUAAAUGCUUGGAAUGUGGAAAGGGCUUCCUCCAGAAGAGAGGCCUUACCAAUCAUCAAGCAAUUCAUACUGGGGAGAAACCAUUUAAAUGCUUGGAAUGUGGAAAGGGCUUCCUUCAGAAGACAGGCCUUACCAAUCAUCAAGCAAUUCAUACUGGGGAGAAGCCAUUUAAAUGCUUGGAAUGUGGAAAGGGCUUCAUUCGGAAGACAGGCCUUACCAAUCAUCAAGCUACUCAUACUGGGAAGAAGCCCUUUAAAUGCUUCCAGUGUGGGAAGUCUUUUACUCAUAAAAGAAGCCUCACUUAUCAUCAAGCUACUCGUACUGGGAAGAAGCCAUUUAAAUGCUUCCAGUGUGGAAAGUCUUUCAUUCUGAAGGCACAUCUCGCUUCUCAUCAAAGAAUUCACUCAGGGGAGAAACCUUUUCAAUGCUUGGAGUGUGGAAAGAGUUUCACUAUGAAGACAAGUCUCACUUAUCAUCAAGCUACUCAUACUGGGGAGAAGCCAUUUAAAUGCUUGGAGUGUGGGAAGUCUUUUUUUCUGAAGGCACAUCUUACUUCUCAUCAAAGAAUUCACUCAGGGGAGAAACCCUUUAAAUGCUUGGAGUGUGGAAAGACUUUCACUAUGAAGACAAGCCUCACUUAUCAUCAAGCUACUCAUACUGGGGAGAAGCCAUUUAAAUGCUUGGAGUGUGGGAAGUCGUUUAUUCUGAAGGCACAUCUCACUUCUCAUCAAAAAACUCACUCAGUGGAGAAACCCUUUAAAUGUUUGGAGUGUGGAAAGAGUUUCACUUUGAAAACAAGUCUUACCAAUCAUCAAGCUUCUCAUACUGGGGAGAAGCCAUUUAAAUGCUUGGAGUGUGGGAAAGCCUUCAUUCAGGAGACAAGCCUUGCCAAUCAUCAAGUUACUCAUACUGGGGAGAAGCCAUUCAAAUGCUUGGAGUGCGGAAAGAGUUUCACUCAGAAGACAAGCCUCAACUGUCAUCAAAUUACUCAUACUAGGGAGAAGCCAUUUCAAUGCUUAGAGUGUGGGAAGUCUUUUAAUCUGAAGGGAAACCUCACAGUUCAUCAAAUAAUUCAUUCUGGGGAGAAGCCAUUUAAAUGCUUGGAGUGUGGAAAGAGUUUCACUCAGAAGAUAGGCCUCACUUAUCAUCAAGCUACUCAUACUGGGGAGAAACCAUUUAAAUGCUUGGAGUGUGGGAAGGGCUUCAUUCAGAAGGCACAUCUGACUUAUCAUAAAGCUACUCAUACUGGGGAGAAGCCAUUCAAAUGCUUGGAGUGUGGGAAAGGUUACACUCUGAAGACAAGCCUCACCUAUCAUCAAGCUACUCAUACCAGGCAUAAGCCAUUUAAAUGCUUGGAGUGUGGGAAGGGCUUUACACAGAAGGCAAAGUUCACAGAACAUCAAAGAAUCCACACUGAGGAAAAAACAUUUCAGUGCUUGGAGUGUGGAAGAAGUUUCAAACGGAAGAGAAGCCUACAGCGUCAUGAAGUGAAACACACGGGGGAAAGAACCCUUUAAAUGCAAGGAGUGCGAAAAGAGCUUUUGUGAAAAGAGACAUCUUCCUUUUCCCUCAUCCAAACCAUGAGGAGACUGAACUUCUGUAAUAGACUUUUAAAUAGUAUUUCUUUGUUGUUGUUUUCUUCAAGAAUGACUGGAAUUA